Messenger RNA from Tuber aestivum (summer truffle), 2446 nucleotides. Lineage: Eukaryota; Fungi; Ascomycota; Pezizomycetes; Pezizales; Tuberaceae. The record is from the annotation of a GenBank genome assembly.
GACAAUCCAGAACUAUCUAAGGAGGUGCCAUGCACAUACCUGCGGCAUCUCAGCGGCAUAACUCCAAUCCCUGUUCCCUACCCUACACCUUCCUUCCCCAUGCUAUGCACCAAUCUCUUCAAUCACGAAAUGAGGGGUCGAUCAAAAGCCGAAAUAUGAUAAAACCCCCUCAAUUCCCCUAAGUUCAAUCGCACGCGAGCUUACCAGCUGCGCUCCCGGACUUGACUGCCUCUAAGUGUUAGGCUCCUAUUCAUACCGCCAUCAAGGGCUGCACCUACCUCUAAGUGUUAGACGCGAUAAUUCGAUAAGACCGAGCGGGAUGGAAGCGUUCCAUACGGUUUACGUAAAGGAUGGAAUGGAAAAAGGCAAAACGAGAGCCCGAAGUGGGGGAGGAAUGUCGAGGCCGUUGAUAGCCUUUUGUGCCGUAUCUGAAUGUGUAUGUAUGGGGUGAAGUGGGUUGCCCGGUUUGGUGAUGUUCCUUAUGUGCUCCAUGUGACCCGCACACUUGGCUUCGGCGCAAGCUGGGACGGAGGAAAUGGGUUGGAAGGGUGGCCCUUUGCGGGAGAUUGUACUGAGUAUGUAUUGGCAGUUGGUCCCUGGUGGUGGUGGAGCAGUAGUAGUGGGGUUGAGACUAGAUGGGGGAAGCAUGAUUUAAGGAACCGAGAUCCCCUCUAUUUCUUCUCUACCGGUAUUCUCCCUCCCUCCCCACUGCUCCUGUCGUCCCUCGAGCCUCACAGCUCGUGCCUACUUUCCCCACUGCUGUGCCUACGUUCCAUAGGUUACUAUCAACUGAUAAUCGCGUAAGUUACCUCCCUCCUUUCUACCCCAUGCCUUCUCUUGGGUCUCCCUUCCAUCCUUCUUAUCUUCCUGAUCCUCCCACAAACCUUUUCUCCUUUCCCUUCUUGCCCCCCUUCCUGCCUUUCUACUCACCCCGCUGCAAUCUUUCUUAUCAUUUCUCUCUCUAAAAAAAAGCGUCUCUCAUUCAAACAACUAUCAAAAUGACUGCCCCCUCUACCAUUGCUACCAAGUUCCUUCCUGCGAAGGACCAGCUUGGAUUAGUUGCUGUUGGCUUCUCAGGUGGCCAGGUAUGUUUGGGAAUUUGUCCCCCUUUGUGUUAUUGCUGCUUUCCUGAUGCCCCCUUGAGCUUCCAGCUCAUUUGAGGGAGGUUUGUCAGUUUUGGUACCUUUGAGCCUCACUGAUCUGUUGAGUAGUGCAAAUCUGGGGUCGAUGCCGCUCCCUCUGCUUUGAUUGAGUCUGGGCUCUUGACCGACAUUCAGGAGACUUUGGAAUACACUCUCUAUCAUGAUGGGAUUGUACACGGUUAUGCAAAACAUCUUCCCGCACCGGGAACUGACCUUCCUCUGCAUGUGGCUGGAGCAAAGGCUCCCAUGAUCAACCCAAUUUCUGUCUCCAAUGUUACACAUACCCUCUGUGACCAGGUUUACGAGCACGCUUCCAAAGGACGCCUUGUUCUCACCCUGGGAGGUGAUCAUUCUAUUGCUAUUGGUUCUGUUUCCGGUACCGCAAAGGCGAUACGCGAACGUCACAACUCUGAAAUGGCACUCAUCUGGGUUGACGCCCAUGCAGAUAUCAACACUCCUGAAUCUUCCGGUUCCGGAAAUAUUCAUGGCAUGCCAGUUUCCUUCUUGACCGGGAUUACCAAGGCACCAAAGGAAAACCCUAACAUUUUUGGUUGGAUCAAGGAUGAACAUAAAGUCAACCCUUCCAACAUUGUCUAUAUCGGUCUUCGCGAUGUCGACAUUCCAGAGAAAAAGAUCCUUAAGGAUCAUGGUAUCCGCGCUUUCAGCAUGCACGAUAUUGACAGGUACGGUAUUGGCAAGGUUAUGGAUAUGGCUCUUGACCACAUCAAUUGCGGUCCCGGGCAAGAGGGUAUGCCCAUUCACUUGAGCUUCGACGUCGACGCCUUGGACCCAUAUGUGUAGGUUUUUUUUUUUUUUCAUUUUUUUCUGCUUGUACCCUUCUCCUACUAAGGAGCAGUAGCGCUCCGAGCACUGGCACUCCCGUACGCGGUGGACUCACCUUGAGAGAAGGAGACUUUAUCUGCGAAGUUAUACAUGAGACUGGAUAUCUUGUGGCUAUGGACCUUGUAUGGCUCCUUCCAUUAUUUCUUGGCCUCCACUAACAUCCACAAGGUCGAGGUUAACCCCGCCCUCUCAGGGGACGGCCCAGAGAGCAUUGGUGCCAAGGAAACAAUUAGAGCUGGUUGUAGUCUCGUUCGCUGCGCCUUGGGAGAGUGUCUCUUGUAGGGAACUUUUUUCCUUUUCUUAAUGUUUACUCUAAUUUCUUGAUUUUUUUUUUUCGGAGUUUGAUAGAAAAUAGGGGAUAGAGAUCGUUACUGCGUUACGGACAUUCACAACAUACGGCUUUUUUCGGCGAUAUAAAUUAAUGUUAUGUCUGGUCCUGUCCAGGUUUAUGUUUAUGUUUG